GAGCAAGUACCGCGGCACGUGAGGAGGGCCAGUCCUGGUGGUCGAACGGGGAGGAUGAACGGGACCGCAGCGCUGCUGCGCGGCCCAGAACAGCAUCCUGGCAGGUUCGCCGACUACUUCGUCAUAUGCGGCCUCGACAAGGACUCCGGCCUCGAGCCCGACAAGUACUUCGGUGACUCGCUGCAGUGCACGCCGCUGGACCGAGCCUACAAGAGCAAAGUACUCGGCCACUACCCGGAAGCCGUGCCAUGGAAUUCCUUCGACGAGCACGCGGUCUGCAUGCUCUGCCUGCCCAGCGGUUUGCGCUUCCGCACGCAGAAGCACUCGGUCGAGCCGAGCUUCCAUUCGUUCGUCCUGACGAAAGAGGACGGCCACAGGACUUAUGGUUGCCGUAACCGUAAGAUUUGCGCGGCCAUGCAGACUCUCCAGGCGAUGUUCAUCACGGAGCUGAGCAGCGGCCAAAACGGCACACCACCCCAGCCACGCAAAGGACAAGAUGGACACAAUACCAGAUCGUUACCUAGGCAUUUUAAAUUAGCGUCGCACUCUGCCGCGGCCGCUUUAGCCUACUACGACUCGACCAAAGAUAAACUUUUAGUUACUAAAUCGAUAUCGCUCAUUUGUCAGCAGCCGUACCUCUAUGCUGCCAAGAUGUUCCUAACAAAUCUGUAUAAAUGCGUUCCUCGUCAUCCCGGGCCUGGCUUCAGCCUCGAAUCCUACGUCUAUAACCUGCUGUACAAUGUGCCGACACCUCUCCCGGGCAAGUCCCUCAAGUUCUACGUGCCGAACGAGGAGCCGGCCAAGUCGCCCCUCGAGCUCGUCAUCCACCAGCCCCAGCUAAGCCAGGAGCUGCCCCUCCUCGACUACUCCCUCAAGGACGUGUUCGGCUGGCUGGGCAUCGACUGCGUCAUACAGCUCUUCACCUGCGUCCUGCUCGAGAACCAAGUGCUCAUCCGCAGCGCGGACUUUCACAAGCUCAUGGUCGUGUCCGAGUGCAUCACCGCCCUGCUCUUCCCCUACUCCUGGCAGCACGUCUACGUGCCCAUUCUGCCCGCGAGUCUCUAUCAUUUUCUCGACGCUCCCGUGCCCUUCAUCAUGGGCCUGCACGCGCACAACGACACCGGCCUCCUGAAAAUUGCCAGCGAGGCUAAUCUGUGCUACGUGGACAUCGAUAAGCAGAGUAGCCAGUUUCCCGAAGAAUUGCCAGUGUUCCCGCAUAAGAUGCAGUUCGUAGAUGAAAUUAGAACCUAUUUGCACAAGUACAAAGUUCCGUAUUUAGAAAAGACUGAUAAUAUCUUUGCCAACUACUUGAACGGCGGUGACAUAAUGACGAGCAGCCUGACUCUUCCUGGAUCGGGAUUUUAUUAUCCAAAGAGGAAGCACUCGCUGCACGACAUACUGGAUUGGGAUAGAUCAGAUUCGAUUCCACAAUCCGACGCGAUCCAGAGGAUCCUCGAGAGCGUUAAAAGAACGGGCGUGGAGGUAGAGGACAUCGAGUCGAUCGAAAAUCCGCCCAAAGGCAAAGUACUGACGAAUCAAGAGGAGUAUCAAGAGACAUUGGUCUUCAACAAUGCGAUAAGGGAAAUAUUUUUAAAUCGCUUUGUCCAAUUGUUCUCCAGCUACGAGCAUUUCAUUAUCCAGCCGAGUCAGGACAAGGACGAGUGGCUAAAUAAUCGUGACAGUAUGCACUUAUUUGAUAAAGCAACGUUCCUUUCCGAACAGCCAGCUCAUCACUUGCCAUUCUUAUCGCGUUUCAUCGAGACGCAAAUGUUUGCCUCCCUCGUUGAUAGCAAAGUCAUGUCGAUGUGGAACGAGCUCGAUUCCAGCAUAAAAUUAUUCGACAAGAGAGUCGGGCAAUUAAAGAAACGAGUGGGCGAAGGUAUCGUUCGAUCGACUCGUUACGAAAUUUGCACCACCGUACCGGAAACGCAAACCGUUAUCGAGCAGAGGCUUAACAACGUGGACUUUGAAGUUAAUCCACCUACGGAAGUCAUACCUCACCGAGCAGCUUACUUUCGCAGCUUUCCUUUAUUAGAUAACGUCGCUUUAAAUAAAGAGCCGACCCAAAGCAGUAGGAGAGGGCAGACGCAGUGGAAGUACAAAAUGAAGUCGCUCGAAUCUAAUGGGAAGCCGGCAACGGUCCAAGAGACGUUGUCGCCUCGACCUCAGGCCAAGCUCUCCUCGGCCGACAUGAGUCCAGCUCUUAUCGCACAAGCCAAUUGGACGUUCGUGGAAACCUUACUCAAAGACUGUAAGGCGAAAACCAAGCGAAUGCUCGUGGAGAAGAUGGGCUCGGAGGCCGCGGCCUUAGGCCACGGCGGCGAGUCAUUAUCCGACGUGGAGGAGAACACCCUAGUGGCCAGUCUCUGCGACCUGCUCGAAAGAGUCUGGAGCCACGGCUUGCAAAAUAAGCAGGGGAAAAGCGGACUCUGGUCGCACCUCGUAAUGUACCAACAGCUCGAAGAGUGCAACGACAGCAGUGGCAAGUCUGCCGAUGCCAAUUACCUGUCGCCUGCUAAGAAAACGCCCAAUAAGUUGUCUCGAUUGUCGGAUCGCUUGGUUUCUACCUUAAAGAGCAAAAACAUUUACGAAAUAGCUUCUUAUUUCAAGGAAAAUAUCAGCGACUUGUCGAACCUCGCCCUGGAGACGGAGACGUCGCCGAGCCGCCCACCCGAGCGCCACAAGUCGCCCUCAAAUACCGGAGAACGUCGCUCCAUAGGCCCGGAACACUUGAAGCCAUUGCCCGACUCUCUCAUCUUCGACAUCAGAAACGUCCAGGCGAUGACCGACAUAAAAACUCAUAUUGGCUACGCGAGGGCCUGGGUCAGACUCUCCCUCGAGAAAAAGCUUCUCUACAGGCAUCUCAAAGCCCUUUUGUCCAACACCGCUCUCCUCAGGAGCCAGUACAAGAGGUCAGCUUUCUUAAGGUGCGAGGAGGAAAAGGAGCAAUUCCUAUACCAUCUCCUCACCCUCACUGCCGUCGACUAUUUCUGCUUUACGAACAACUAUCCAAUGACGAAAUUGCCGUACCGCGUGAUUAUAUUUCCCAGCAGGAAGGCGAGCGCGGCGACGACGACGGCCAACAGUUGGAUCGCCAUAUCCGGAACACUUUGCGAAACGAAUCCCGUGACGAUACCGAAGGGAGCAUUAGAAUUCGUCUUUCACCACAAGAACCUGGGCGUAUUGUCGACGCUGCGCAUCGGCCACGACAACACGGGUCUCUCGCCCAAGUGGAUGGUGGAGCACGUGGUGGUGCGCAACGAGGUAACCGGCCACACGUUCAAGUUUCCCUGCGGGAGAUGGCUUGGCCGGGGUAUCGACGACGGCUCGACCGAGCGGCUCCUCGUCGGGGCCAUCGUGCCCAAGAGCAUCGACAACGACGAGCUCGUGGAGACAUGCUCGACGCCACCGAGGUGCAGGUCGCCGAGCAUACCCAGGCGACCAACCCUGUCGCACAACGAGCUCAAGCACGCGCUCGGCGAGGCUGUAAAUGGAAUCGUAAAGUACCAUUAUCGAAAGGAGCCCCAGGAUGGUUCGCUAACGGCAUUAUUGUGCGGCGAAGGGGGGCUCGUUUCAUCAUUGGAGCAAAUUUUUCUUUACGGCUUCAAGAAUCAGAGGAUAUUUGGCCGAAAUUUCUACGUCUGGGACUAUUUAAUACGAGUGAAGGAAAACUUUGAGAUGACAUUGUUGGAGGAAAUGGACGAGUACUCGCAGCGCCUCAAUCGGGACAAGCGAUUACACAUUGAAAGGAAUCAGAAGUUCGGCAUUUUAAGAUGCUACUGUCACCUGCUCGAUCAAAUAAAUACUUUUAGCCAGACCCUUGGCAAAGACGGGAAAUUCCAACUGUUUAUCUGCUUGGCUACGAGAGAGCAGUUAUUGCAUCCAAUGUUACGUCCAAUGAGCGAAACCCGAUCGACCAUCGACAUGUACGAAGAAACUUCGUUUUUGCGAAAUCCGACGUUACUGAGCUUUCUCGUACAAAUUCUCGAGCCACUCGGUGGCUUUCACAUAGUCCUCGAAAAAAGUCUAACUCACGGAAUCUCGAGUUUAUGCUGAUGAUGAUCAGAUCGUCAAUCGGCUUAAACUAAUGUCGAUUUACAUUGAGAUGAGAGGAAAUGCGACAGAGGUCCCCUUCGCAGCUGCUUCCAAUGUAUCGUCGUCGUCGUCGUCGUCGUCGUCGUCGUCGUCGUCGUCGUCGUCGUAACGUUUUUUCUUUUCUCUUUACUUUUGUCCCUUUUUCAUUUUGUUUUGUACCAUUAAUUAAUCUGCCCUCUGAGAUACGUCGACCAUGGCGACAAUACGC
Messenger RNA from Ceratosolen solmsi marchali, 4303 nucleotides. It is a transcript of the gene pns, whose product is annotated as DENN domain containing pinstripe. Gene Ontology annotation, molecular function: small GTPase binding; guanyl-nucleotide exchange factor activity. Lineage: Eukaryota; Metazoa; Arthropoda; Insecta; Hymenoptera; Agaonidae. The record is from RefSeq and is a predicted model, not a curated record.